Hirsutella rhossiliensis is the source of this 270-nucleotide messenger RNA. RefSeq names its product CSL zinc finger domain-containing protein. Bases 1 to 270 code for a protein of 89 amino acids. The record is from RefSeq and is a predicted model, not a curated record. Lineage: Eukaryota; Fungi; Ascomycota; Sordariomycetes; Hypocreales; Ophiocordycipitaceae. The transcript has 2 exons. Gene Ontology annotation, molecular function: metal ion binding. Gene Ontology annotation, biological process: protein histidyl modification to diphthamide.
AUGUCAGCCGACGAAGAGGAAAACAUGGCCAUUUACGAUGAAAUCGAAAUCGAAGACAUGACCUUUGACGAGGCCUUGCAGCUCUAUCACUACCCGUGCCCAUGCGGCGACCGUUUUCAAAUAGCCCUUGAUGAUCUUCGCGACGAGCAGGAUAUUGCAGUCUGUCCCAGCUGCAGCCUGAUGAUUCGCGUCAUCUUUGACCUCGACGACUUGCCCCAUCCACCGUCCCCGCCUGUCAACUCGGGCAGCAACAUUCCCAUCGUUGCCUAG